AUGAGCAACACCGAAGACGAAUUCCAGGAGGCACGGAUUUUGCAAAAUGAACCUUCUGCCCAUGUAUGUAAGGUUGGAAUUCGCAUACCACCGUUUUGGCCAGAGGAACCCGAGAUAUGGUUCGCACAAGUGGAAGGUCAGUUCAGCAUUGCUGGCAUCACCAGUGACUCGACCAAAUUUAAUUAUGCCAUUGGUCAGCUCGGAAACCUGUACUCCAAAGAGGUCAAGGAUUUAAUUAUCAAUCCACCCUCCACCAACAAAUUUGAAAAACUGAAAACGGAGCUGAUAAAAAGACUGACUGCAUCCAAAGAAAAGAAGUUGACGCAGCUGCUGAUGCAUGAAGAGAUGGGUGACAGGAAGCCGUCGCAGUUUCUUCGGCACCUUGAAAGCUUAGGCGGGUCGCAAAUCUCAACCGACUUUUUGAAGACAGUUUGGGUCAGCCGAUUACCUACCGGCAUCCAAACAGUCUUGGCUGGACAGACUUCUACCACAAUUGAAGAGAUGGCGGAUAUAGCAGAUAGGAUCAAUGACCUUGUCCCCUCGACACCUCAGGUGGCAUCAACCAGCCGACAGAGUGAGAAUGUCGACUUGGCCAAGGAGAUCGCUGCUUUACGAAAAGAGGUCCAACAGCUGGCCCUCAGACAACGAAGCGGCAGAUCAAGCAGCAGGUCCCGACCACGCGAUCGUCAGCAUUCUUCGUCGGGAUCCCAAUCCCGCUACCGGCGCUACCCAGUCUGCUGGUACCACUUUAAGUUCGCCGACAAGGCGACCAAGUGCUGCCCUCCAUGCAACUUCAAGUCGGAAAAACUCCAAAGGCAAUCGGUAACGACGACCGACGAUUGCCCUUCUUCAACUGGUCGCCUGUUCGUCACCGAUCGCAAAUCCAAGACACAGUUCCUGGUCGACACUGGGAGCGACCUCUGUGUCUUCCCGCGGUCGCUGCUGCGAGAGCGUCGUGCACGGACUACGUAUCAGCUAAGUGCCGCUAAUGGUUCUUGUAUACACACUUAUGGUUAUGUUCAUUUACAACUUGACUUUUGUUUACGUAGAACUUUUAAAUGGCGUUUUGUUGUUGCCGAUGUGACUAAACCUAUUAUAGGUGUAGAUUUUUUAAAUCAUUACAAUUUAAUAGUUGACUGUCGUAACAAACGCAUAAUAGACAAUACAACAUCUGUAACAGCUUGUGCGUUGCGAGUUAAAUGCAACGACAUUUCGUCGGUCAAAGUCCAAUCGGGUGACUCGGGUUACCAUAAAAUUUUGUCGGACUUUCCCGAUAUUACCCGACCGUCCGGCACGCACCGUAUCAUACCACACAACACGGUACACCACAUUCGCACUACACCAGGCCCACCAGUUUCUUGUUCACCUCGUCGCCUCGCUCCAGAUAAAUUAAAAAUCGCCAAAGAAGAAUUCCAGGCUAUGUUAGAAUGCGGUAUAGCUAGGCCGUCUGAAAGUCCUUGGUCGUCACCGUUACAUUUGGUACCCAAAAAGGACAACGGUUGGCGUCCGUGUGGAGACUAUCGGAUGUUAAACGCCAGGACAAUUCCUGAUAGGUAUCCUAUUAGGCAUAUACAGGACUUCGCUCACAGUAUAGCAGGGUGUAAAGUAUUUAGUACACUGGACCUAGUUAAAGCGUAUAACCAAAUCCCUGUGAGUCCUGAGGACAUUCCUAAAACCGCAAUAACAACUCCAUUUGGUUUGUAUGAGUUUCCGUUCAUGAAUUUUGGCCUUUCAAAUGCAGGGCAAUCGUUCCAGAGGUUCGUGGACGAAAUGACAAGAGGACUUGAUUUUUGUUAUUGUUAUCUAGACGAUUUUUUAAUUUUUUCAAAAGACGAG
Papilio xuthus (Asian swallowtail) is the source of this 1836-nucleotide messenger RNA. RefSeq lists its product as uncharacterized. Lineage: Eukaryota; Metazoa; Arthropoda; Insecta; Lepidoptera; Papilionidae. The transcript has a single exon. Gene Ontology annotation, molecular function: aspartic-type endopeptidase activity. The record is from RefSeq and is a predicted model, not a curated record. The annotation marks the transcript as partial. Gene Ontology annotation, biological process: proteolysis.